AUGACGUUCCCUAUAUACCGUUCAAUUUUUCGUUUUCCUCUCUCUCUCUCUCUCUCUCUCUCUCUCUCUCUCUCUCUCUUACUCCCUGACAUUGCUCUCUCUAUGCUGACAGCUAAUUUUUUGUCUUCCAUUACCACCCUCCUUCCUUCAUUAAACCCACUUUUUUCUCUAAACCCUCUCUCUCUCUCUCUCUCUCUCACACUCACUCACACUCACGUUAUCUGUUUCUUUAUAUUUCUAUUUCACUUUUUCGUUUACCUGUCUCUCCUAUCUCUCUAUUUAUCUAUCUAUCUAUCUCCCUUUGAUUCUUUUUAUUUCUCUCUAUUACACAUUCUCCAAAUUUCGCUUUCUCUCUUUCUUUCUUCCUCUGCCUUUAGCUCUCUCCCUCUCUCUCUCUCUCUCUGUCUGUCUCUCUCUCUCUCUCACACUUUCGCUUUUUACGUUUUCCAAUUUUACCUUUCUUUCUCUCUCUCUCUCUGUCUCUGUCUCUCUCUCUCUCUCUUUUCUCACGAUUCCCAAUCAUUAACUUUCUCAUACGUAUUUUAUCUUUCUUUUUUCUUUUAUUUCUUCUCUCUAUUUUUAUCUCGCUAUCCUCAACUGUUGCUCUUUAGCUAUCUCAUUCCUGUUCCAUCUUUCUCACUUUGCCUUUUAUUCAUUCCCCCUCUCUCUCCCUCUCUAACUUUCUCUCUACCUAUCUAUCUCUAUAUCUAUCUAGUGAGCGAUAAGUCGCGCUUACUUCCCCUUGAGCGGACACAGAGCAUUCCAUCUCGGCCCGACAACUGCUCACUCCUCUGUCUUUGCCUUCUUGCCCUUACAUCCUCCGUCGGUUUUCUCCCUCCAGAUUCUUCCACCACCUCCUCCUCCACCCCCUUCAGCAUCUACAAAUCAACGCGAUUCUGUUUAAAUUAUCUCUCGCGCUCUCUCUCUCUCUCUCUCUCUCUAUCUAUCUAUCUAUCUAUCUAUCUCUCUAUCUAUCUCUCGUGCACUCCAUAUUUUUCAAAAAUAUCUAUUCUUAUAAUUCUUUCCUUCAUUUGUAAUCCUUUUUUCUUUCUUUCUUGCCUUUCUUUCAUUAUUAUUUUUAUCUUGCAUUUCUUGCUUCUUUCUUUCAGUUAUUUUUCGUUGAUUUUUCACCUUCAUUACUGCAUUCUCCUUCUUCGUCAUUCCAAUUCAGUUCCUUUCAUUAAUUAUUUCAUUUGCCUUUCUUUCUUUCAUUUUUAUUUUCAUCUUGUCUCUCUUGCUUCUUUCUUUCAGCCAUUUUUCUUUCAUUUUUCACCUUCAUUACUACAUUCUCCUAUUUUUUCUAUCGUUCCCCACCUUUAUUUAGAGAGGGUCAUUUUCUACCAUUUUUUUCUUUUUUCACCCACCUCCAUUCCAUUUUAA
This is a messenger RNA of Acanthosepion pharaonis, 1380 nucleotides long. The record is from the annotation of a GenBank genome assembly. NCBI's taxonomy places the organism in Eukaryota, Metazoa, Mollusca, Cephalopoda, Sepiida, Sepiidae.